Molecule: messenger RNA, 383 nt
Organism: Meloidogyne enterolobii
Lineage: Eukaryota; Metazoa; Nematoda; Chromadorea; Rhabditida; Meloidogynidae
Source: the annotation of a GenBank genome assembly
UUCAAAUCCGCCAAUCAAUUCUUUCAAUGGAUCUUUAUUGCCCUUCUGAAGCGGCAAUUUUGUUGGCAUCAUAUGCAGUACAAGCAAUGUAUGGUGAUUACCAAAACGAUGAAAAUAUUGAGUUGGACUUGACCAAAUUAAUUCCUCCUUCAGUUAUUCAACAAUAUGAUAUGAGUGCGGAUAUGUGGCACGAGAAAAUUGGCAAUUGGUGGGCUAACAACAGCGGACUUAGUCGUGAGGACGCCGAAGAGGAGUUUUUAUGUAUUGCUGAGGAAUUGGAUAUGUAUGGGACUUCAUUUUACAAAAUUCUGAAUCAACGCGGUACCGAAUUGCUGUUAGGCGUAUCUGCGCAAGGAUUGGGUUUGUUUUUGGAUCAAUUCUAG